This is a messenger RNA of Talaromyces rugulosus, 1071 nucleotides long. RefSeq lists its product as uncharacterized. The record is from RefSeq and is a predicted model, not a curated record. The transcript has 2 exons. NCBI's taxonomy places the organism in Eukaryota, Fungi, Ascomycota, Eurotiomycetes, Eurotiales, Trichocomaceae. Bases 1 to 1071 code for a protein of 356 amino acids. Gene Ontology annotation, molecular function: methyltransferase activity.
AUGUUCCCCAGCAACCAAAACCCCUCCGGCCAGUCCCCGCAAACUGCUGCCGGCCCUCACUCACCACAGACAGCUUAUUCUUCCUCGACCGAGCCCACAGCAACCAGGCUAAAUAUUGACGCCAUUAAUCUGCCCACGGGAAACUCGCCCCAUGCUGCUAGCAUUGUGCCGUCGAAUUACAAACUGCCAGAACAACACCCCCGUCAUGUGGAGAAUGGAAGAACCUAUCAUGGCUACCGACGGGGCGUUUACAUGCUCCCAUGCGACGAAGAAGAGCAAGACCGCCUGGAUCUGUUUCACAAGGUCAUCACCGAAGCUCGAGUCGGCGACGGCCUGAUCUAUGCCCCCCAUCCCCCCAAUGCGCGCGUCUUGGACCUCGGCUGUGGAACUGGAAUCUGGGCUAUUGAUGUCGCAAACAAAUACCCCGAAGCCUUUGUGGCCGGUAUGGACAUUGCAGAUAUUCAGCCGCUCAAUGGACCCAAGAACUGCGACUUCUACGCCCCGCGAGACUUUGAGUACCCAUGGGCUCUAGGCGAAGACCACUGGGAUCUGAUCCACAUGCAAAUGGGCAGCGGCAGUCUGACUAGCUGGCCUUCCCUUUACCGUCGCGUUUUCGCCCACCUGCGCCCCGGCGGUUGGUUUGAGCAGGUCGAAAUCGAUUUUGAGCCGCGUUGCGAAGAGCGUUCACUCGAGAACACAUCCAUGCAUAAAUGGUACCAAUAUCUAAAGCAAGCUACCGAAAUGGCAUCUCGCCCAAUUGCACACAGCGUGGGUGAGACCAUGGCCGCCUUGGAGCGACAAGGCUUUGUCGAUAUCGACCACCAAAUCGUCGGCCUGCCCUUGAACCCGUGGCAUCAAGACGAACACGAGAAAAAGGUGGGCCGAUGGUACAAUCUUGCCAUUUCAGAAAGCAUCGAGACCCUCAGUCUGGCACCGCUUCACCGCGUUUUUAGCUUGACACCAGAACAGGUAAAGAGCCUGGCUGUCGAGGUAAAGAGAGAAGCCUACAAUAAGGAGAUUAAGGCCUAUAACAUUCUUCACAUUUACCAGGCCAGAAAACCCGGGAAUUGA